UCUUUAGAAGCAUAUGAAACAUUAAUGAAUGAAUUAUAUGUAUUCGUGAAUGAAUUAAAAUCAAUGAUUUUCAUUAAUGACGCCUUUAAUGAUUCAUUAACUGUUGAAUCCCUUAAAACAAUUAAUGAACUGUCGUUAAUGAAAGGUACACUGCAAACCGUCGAGUUUGGAUCAAAUGCUGUAGUUGGUGCAGGAAUAUUAAUGAUAUAA
This is a messenger RNA of Trichomonas vaginalis G3, 210 nucleotides long. RefSeq lists its product as uncharacterized. NCBI's taxonomy places the organism in Eukaryota, Parabasalia, Trichomonadida, Trichomonadidae. The transcript has a single exon. The annotation marks the transcript as partial. The record is from RefSeq and is a predicted model, not a curated record.